This is a messenger RNA of Wasmannia auropunctata (little fire ant), 2011 nucleotides long. It is a transcript of the gene barc, whose product is annotated as HIV Tat-specific factor 1. Gene Ontology annotation, biological process: mRNA splicing, via spliceosome. The transcript has 6 exons. The record is from RefSeq and is a predicted model, not a curated record. Gene Ontology annotation, molecular function: RNA binding. Lineage: Eukaryota; Metazoa; Arthropoda; Insecta; Hymenoptera; Formicidae. Gene Ontology annotation, cellular component: U2 snRNP; U2-type spliceosomal complex. Bases 378 to 1736 code for a protein of 452 amino acids.
CAAUUGAGAACUGUCCUCAAGUUCCGGAUACCAGAGAGAUGCUUCUCUCUGCGGAUACUUUUCCAAAUUUUUACACGUUAAUACCGCGUUUGACGUAUAGACAGCGCUGAUGUCACGUGACACCUGCUCCAAUCGCGUCCGAUUGUCCGAACACUCCGAACUGCUCCGAACUUUAAUGUGUAUCGCGCGUCGGUCACGUAGGCUGGUUUUUUCUAUCAAUUGCUCGAUAAGAGUGUAAUAUAUCAUUGUCGCAUUGUUGAUUGUCGUAAGCUCGCGGAUUUGUUGAUUAGUGCAACUAUCGCCGUGGAAUUCGCUGAUGCGAGGAAUAUUGGCAGGUCGCUCUGUCAUUCGGAGGCUGAUCUAAUGAGCCAUUGACGAUGGCUGACGUGCCGUCAGUCACGGAAAAUACAGAGGAGCCAGGCAAACAGGAGGAUCUUAUGAAGAAUUAUGAAUUCGACGGGCAAACGUACAUAUAUACCGACAAGGCAACGAACAUUACCUAUAAGUUUGAUCAAGAGACUAAUAAAUGGAUUGUGAAAGAAGAUAAUGAAAGUGCUGAUAGUGAGAGGAGCCCCGACAGGACGGAGAAGAAAGAAGAUGCUGGCCCCGAAGCUGGUGCUGCAGCUGAUGCUUUCGGCUUCGAAAACGACACGCACACUUACACGGAUCCAAACGACGGCAGCGUGUACUUCUGGGACAACGAGAAGAACGCCUGGUUUCCGAAAGUCGACGAGGACUUCAUGGCCAGGUAUCAGAUGAACUACGGUUUUACGGAUACGAAUGCGCCUCACCAGCCGAAACCACCGGAGCCGAAACAGCCGCCGCCGCCGCCGCCGCCCCAUCAGAAAGCCAAGGAGGAAAAGGAGCAGAGGAAAGCGGAGGCCAAACGGAAAGCUCAGGAACCGCCGACCUGGUUCGAGGUCGACGAGGCGCACAACACCGCUAUCUACGUAUCCGGCCUACCUCUGGACAUUACUAUGGACGAGCUCACGCAACUCUUCACCAAGUGUGGCCUCAUAGCGAGGGACGAAAGGGGGAAGGACAAGAUCAAAUUGUACAAAGACGGCAACGGGGAACCGAAGGGGGACGCUCUCUGCACCUAUAUCAAGGUCGAGUCGGUGGAUCUGGCGCUGAAAAUUUUAGACGGCUCGCAAAUCCGGGGGAAAACACUGUCGGUUCAGAGGGCGAAGUUUCAAAUGAAGGGCGAAUACGAUCCCGCGUUGAAACCGAAGCGGAAAAAGAAGGAUAAGGAGCGGCAGAAGAAGAUGCAGGAAAAAUUGUUCGACUGGCGACCGGAGCGUAUGCGAGGCGAACCGCUGAAAUGCGAAAGGGUCGUCAUCAUAAAAAACCUUUUCACACCGGAGGAUUUUGACAGGGAAGUCCAGCUGCUCUUGGAAUACCAGCAGGAUAUUCGAUCCGAGUGCCUGAAGUGUGGCGAUGUUAGGAAAGUUGUCAUCUAUGACAGACAUCCUGAAGGAGUAGCGCAAGUCACAUUCCGAGAACCGGCAGAGGCGCAAGCUUGCGUGCAGCUUCUGAACGGCCGUUGGUUCAGUCAGAGGAAGAUCUCGGCGGAGAUCUGGGACGGCAAGACCAAGUACAAAAUUACAGAAACUGACGCGGAGAUCGAAGCACGAUUGAACAAAUGGGAUAAAUAUUUGGAGCAGGAGGACGAGGAGAAGGAAAAGAAGAAGGAAGAGACGAAGAGCAGCAACGAGGGACAAAAAGCGUCACAAUAAGAAUGUACCUUAAGAUCGAUAGAAUUGUAAUUAUAUUUUGAGGAAUCUAUUUUCUUCAUUUCUCCAAAAGUCCUCAGGCCGUGGUAUUGCAUUUGAGUGUUAAGCUCCAAGCUUUCCUUUUGGACGUAUUAAAAUGAGAAUCCGGAUGAUUAAUCAAGCCUGUCACGACGUGGUUGAGACCAUAAGUCGCUCGCGAUUUUCAUGAUUGAAGUCGGCGCUACUAUUGUACUAGUAAUACAUUGUUAGUUGUUACAACAAUAAAGCUGUCUCUCCGA